Messenger RNA from Aphis gossypii (cotton aphid), 1268 nucleotides. RefSeq names its product sepiapterin reductase-like. Gene Ontology annotation, biological process: tetrahydrobiopterin biosynthetic process. Gene Ontology annotation, molecular function: sepiapterin reductase (NADP+) activity. Lineage: Eukaryota; Metazoa; Arthropoda; Insecta; Hemiptera; Aphididae. The transcript is spliced from 5 exons. The record is from RefSeq and is a predicted model, not a curated record. The coding region runs from base 237 to 1016 and encodes 259 amino acids.
AAAUUAUAUUAUAUUUGACCUGAAAAAUUAUAGGUCAAAAACAACUUAUAAAAAAUAUUAAAAUUAAUGAAGAACAGUUUUACAUUUCACAUUAAUUAACAACAUCAAAUCAUUAUGUUUCAUUCUGUUUAGAACAUUUGUUGCAUUCAGAUAGGACUUUCUAAUUAGGUCGUGGAUCAAUCCAAAACAGUCUGGUUACAUCUGAAACUCAACGAUUAAUCGAACAAGAUCUCAAGAUGAAUGAAUUUUGGAGUCGUCGUACUUGCGUUAUUUUGACUGGUGCUAGUAAAGGCAUAGGACAGUGUUUGGCUGUAGAAAUUGGUAAACUUCUGGUUCCAGAGUCUACCAUUGUUCUUAUGGCAAGAGAUACAAAUGGUCUAGAAAAAACCAAAGAAAUGGUGAACAAAGAAAAUAGUGACGUUUUAGUAGAGUGUUAUAGCAUGGAUUUCUACAACUCCAACGUAACAAUGUUUGAAAAAAUUGUCGAACCUAUUGAUUCAACAAAGUACGAAUUAUUUUUAUUAAUUCAUAAUGCUGGGUCAGUUGGUAAUCUAGAACAUCUUGCUGCUGAUAUGAAUGAUCCUGACGAAUGGAACAAAUAUAUGUUGUUGAAUUUAUAUUCAGUAACUUGUUUAACAAGUGCAUUUUUAUCCAAGUUCAAUUCAGAUACAACUGAAAGAUGUAUUAUCAAUAUGACUUCAUUAUUAGGUAUUGAACCAUAUAAAUCAGUUGGCUAUUAUUGUAUUGGAAAAGCUAGUAGAGAAAUGUUCUUCCGUGUAUUGGCUUUAGAAAACCCUACAUUGAACGUUCUUAGCUAUUCUCCAGGUCCUGUGUUGACUGAUAUGUAUACACACAUGAGUUUGAAUUCAAAAGAUAAAGAAUUACGCGAAAAACUUACCAGUAAAGAGCAACAAAAAUACAUCGUGAAAGUAGAAAACGCUUGUCAAAAACUAAUUAAUAUAUUAGCUAUGAGAAGUUAUAAAACUGGUGGUAGAGUUGAUUAUUUUGAUAAAUAAUUUUAUUUUGUAGAAAACUACAGUUUAUCAGUAUAAUAUAAUAGGUCAUACCUAGAUGUUAUUUUAUAGUUAAUUUUUUUAUAUGUAUUGUAGGUACUAAUUAUAAUUUAUGUUAGAAUAAAAGAAUUCUUCUUUUAUCUUAGUAUAAAAAUGUGCAUUUAAAUAAAGUUAUUACACAUUAUUUAUACAAUAUGUAUAUAUAGUUCAGCUUACUAGGUAAUAUAAAACAAAACAAAAUUGACUACAUAAAUA